Danio aesculapii is the source of this 1089-nucleotide messenger RNA. RefSeq lists its product as uncharacterized. Bases 57 to 818 code for a protein of 253 amino acids. The transcript has 5 exons. NCBI's taxonomy places the organism in Eukaryota, Metazoa, Chordata, Actinopteri, Cypriniformes, Danionidae. The record is from RefSeq and is a predicted model, not a curated record.
UGACAGUUAGACUAUGAACAGCCACAAGCACCACCAGUCAUUCUGAUGUGGUCAACAUGAAGCUUUCUAUCGUCACUCUCAUUGCACUGAGUUGCAUUUACUGGACGGUCUGUGGAAAACUGGUGGAGCUGGUGGUCAAACCUGGAGAUAAUGCGACUCUACACUGUGACCGUGAGAAUUUUGGACAGGACAUUCAGUGGUUCAAGAUCUGCUCUUUUCAAAUCCAGCCACUUCUGGUCAUCUCUGCUUACAACAGCCUGACAGAGCCCAUCCCACGGUUCCAUGUGCUAUCUAACAAUAGGCCUACUUCCAAUUCCUAUGAUUUAUUGAUCAAGAACAUCACUGAAGCAGACCUGUGCCUGUAUUAUUGUUCAAGUGAGGUAGAAAAGAUUAUGGACGAAAAUGGAAAAAUCUCGGAGAAGAAGGUUUACCACAAUGGUGAUAUGUUUACAAAGCUCACAUUUACUACACCUGUGUUGACCUCAGACAGUCCUCAGGAGUCUGUGCGUGACUGUUGGCAUUACCGGCUGAUGCUGCUAACACUGUGUCCUUUGUCUUCUCUUCUCUUUGCCAUUUUGGCUCUAUGUGUCUACAUCUGCUGCUGCAAGACAGUUGUGAAGGAGCCUGAAGGUCAUCAAAGCAGCUCUGACAUGCAAAGACAACUGAAUCCGGAACAGGAUGCCAGUACAGAAAUCUAUUACGCAUCACUAAACCACCCCAAGCGAGGAGGCAAACAUCCCCAAGCAAAAAAGCAAAAGAUCAACCGUCUGCAAAGCUCAGACUUCAGUGUUUAUGAUGGUAUCAGAAUGCAAAACUAGAUAAGUCAACUGGUUUGGCCAAAAUAAACUCCACCAGGGAGAACAGUUUUAUCAAAACUAUUAGUUAUUAUUGGUUAUCUUAGUUUUUACAGUUACCUACACAAUGAAUAAACUACUGUACGGUAGUAUAUACACAUAUACCUGCUGUAAAACAUAGUGCAACUGAUAAUAUAUUGAUAAAGGGAUUGAUAAAGUGAUAUCCGAGCAACAGGGACAUUAAUGCUAAGGACAAAAUACAGUUUAGCAGUCAUUUAAUUAAUUAUAAAAUAUU